UUUCACCCACGGCUCGCGUCCGCCCUCCGCUCGCGCGUUAACGGUUACUGGGGCGGCUGACGCCUGCGCUUCGUCGUCAAUGGAGCGAGCGGGCGGCGGCGGCAGCGGCGGCAACCUGGUUGGUGGCUCGGGCCUGCGUGUGGACCCGCUGUACCUAGGAGUGUGCACCGGCUCCUGAUCUGUGUGCGUUUGGCCUGCUUGAAAAAACUGCCCCCAGUAAAGGUUACAAUGCAUGGAAUGGAAUGAGGCAACUGAUGAAACUGUGAUGAUAGAAUGAAGGAAAGCAAUGUCGAAAUUCCUGGGUGCUCUUACUCUUAGGUAGACCCAAGGAACUGCAGUUGCUGGUUUAAGACUAGGUUUCUCUGACAAAUAUCACGUAAAUAAUGGUAAUCAUUUACUCUAGGUUUUAAAUUUGUCGCCUGAAAGUAGUGCAGAUUAAAAAUUCUGACAGAUUGAUCAAGUUUUUAUCCUUUUUGUUUGGUUUCGUGCCUCUACAGAUAUUAUGACAUCAGAAAAUGCUAGAAAUUACCCACUUUGUAGGGUGGCAUCUGAGGUAGUGCUGCUGCCUGUAGAUCCCUGGUGGUUGGAAGGUCAAUACCCACGAUGGACUGGGCAAAGUCCACAAAAAAUUGUAAUUAUCGUGUAUUAAAGAAAUAUUGAAAAUAGUAAUUUAACUUUAAAUCUCUGGGUGGCACAGGUGAGUUCACACAGUGGCAUUUUAGGAAGUGACAUUGCUGACAAACAAACACAGAAAUUGUGGGUAACACCAUGGUGUUUCUUCAGAGUAAUGCCAUGGAGUCUUUGGUAUUCACUUGAGUUCUACAUUGGAGUGUUAGCCGAGGUAUUUAUGCUCAAGUCUUGAAAGUCAGAUCUUUAAUUGUGAAAUUAGAGUGCUAAAAAUUGAGCAACAGCUGAAAACAUCUCUAACUGCUGCUCCUCAACCCAAAAUCUAGAAUUGUCACAUGAUUGCACAAAAGUCUACAAAAUGUGACAGUGCACCUUCAGAUAGAUUGAGCUUCACUGAGGCAUUGUGAUAGUGAGUAUGGCCGCCACCAAAGAUUAUGGCCGCCACCAUGUUAUCCCCACUUCCCCACCAUAUGCACUUGAUGGUGAUACUGUGAACAACGUCAGUAAAAGAUUGCUUGAAAUUAUCGAAUGCACAUGACCAUUAAGUCAGUUUUCCAACAGACAAUUAGUCCUGUCAUUGGGCAAUUGAGAGGUCUCAUCUUUGACCGUGUAUACUGGGGUUCCAAUGACUUCCACCAUUUCUACUAGGUGAUAUCUGUAGAUCUACCUAUCUACUUCCUAACCUCUACCUCAGUUUUUGAUGGAAAUAAGAGGCCUGGUGAUCAAAAUGGAACAAAGCUAUUUUUGAGAGUGACAAUGCAGGAGAGUAGAAUUAUUAAACAGACAUGAUGGCUUGGUUUGGUGAAGCAAGAAUGUAUGGACACAAGUAUAGGUACAUUUGCCAGUUCAGUGAUGUGAAGAGUGAUGUAGUGGAGGAUUGAAUAGACAGAGUGAUGUUCACAUCAACAUUUAAAUGAAAUUAACACUGAAUUUUAACUUUGUUUUGUAGUCAUCUGUUUUAUCAAUGGAGACAAUCAAACACAGCGAAGAGAUGCUGAGGACAGCCCUAAUUUCUAAUCAUAAGGACUUUAUUGACAUGUAUCAGAAGUACACUCCAAAUUUGAAAAGGUUCCUCGAAGAAGCAUUUAAGGCAAACAGUAUUCUUUUCAAACCCAUUGAGUCACAAUCAAAGUCUGAUUGGAUCCUAAGCCAUCCUGAACCAAAGCAAGAUUUCUACACAUAUUACACCAACUUGCACAGAAAGACACCAGUUCCUGGGAAAAAUAUUAUUUGCAUUCAGAUCAUUGGUUCAUUUGGUGACUCGGAGACAACAACUAAUACACACAUACAUUGGUUAAAGGAAUACUGUGAAGCAUUUUUCUUUGGGCUGAAAGUCAAAUUCCGGGAGCCAGUUCCCGUAUCCCACACUGGUUGUAUGUUCCGUAUCAAUAAAUAUUGUGAAAAUCUGCAGAUUCAUACAGGUGAUAUUCUUAAAUACUUGAAGAACAGCAAGCCCAAAGAUGCCUUCUGCAUUGUUUGAAUUACAAUGGUUGAUCUUUAUCCACAAGAUUCCUGGAAUAUUCCACAAGCAUCCCUUACAGAAGGAAUGGGGAUUUUCAGCUUUGCCAGGUACGAUGAUGAUUUUUACACCACGAAUUAUAAGGGAAAGCUGGUAAAGCAGACUGUAGCUUCUGAUGAUUAUUCAGUCUUUGAUGGAUACUACACACCAUCCAUAACAAGCAAGCUGUUGCUAAGAUCAUGCAAGACUUUAACUCAUGAAAUUGGGCACAUUUUUGGCAUGCAGCACUGCCAGUGGCUGCAAUGCAUUAUGCAGGGAUCCAACCAUUUAGAAGAGUCCGAUCGGCGCCCUAUUGACAUAUGCCCUAUAUGCCUACGAAAGCUGCAGUGUGCCAUCAAUGAUAUUAAAGAGAGAUUUAAGGCGUUAUUGAGGUGGAUUGAGGAAGAUUCCAAAUCUGACCCUUUGGUUCAACCCAUGUUAACAUCUCACAAGCCCACUGAAGCAUUUCAAAACUGGAAAGAGUGUCUGCAGCAUUUGGAGGAGUGAAAUUUAAUCAGCUUGAUUCACUGCGAAAUGGCCAGGUAUAAAGUUUUAGACCUCUAUUUAAACUCCACUAAAUUCUUUAUAAUACAAUCACAUGCCGAUUAACUCUUAAAAGUAUGUGCGUAGCAAUCUGUGGUGUGAAUUUGUGGAAUGGUCUGGAACAGGAGAUAAAACUUAGCACAAACAUAAUUCAGUUUAAAAAGAUGUACAAAAACACUUUUUUUAAAGGAUAUUGGGAUUAGGAUAGGUGAUUGUCAGUGGAAUAUUUGUUAUACUGAUUGUAUUGGGAAGGGUGAUUAUAGGGUGAUAGGUUGUAUAUAAGACUAAGAUACUGUAUAGUAUAUGAGGGUUUUUUCUUUUCUUUUUUAUUUUUUUCUCUCUUUCUUGUAUGGCUUUGUAAAUAUUUGAUUAGUGUAUGAAUGUAAAUAAUUAGGUGUACAUAUAGCUGCUGGUGUACAUAUAGCUGCUAAAUUUGUAUAAGAUAAUUAUAAGCAGUUGAAUAAGGGUUGGGAAUUAAUAAGCUUUGGUUUCUUCCUGCUCCUUUUCGGACACAUACGAUUUCAUUUAUUUAUAGAUAUUGUUUAUGACACUUUAUAAAUAUUCUUGUUUUGUUUUUUGUAUGCUGUUUCACACUUGCUUUUUAUUAUUUUAUUCUGUUCGAAAUAAAGAAUUCAAUAAAAUAAAUAAAACUUCAAACUUUAAUAGUAUUGGAGAACAGAUUCAUUUGAAACUAAAAAUGUUGGCAUUAGAUGCUUUAGAAACUCUCUUCUGGGUUUCACAGUGAGUUUUCUUAAAAGUCUGUCAUGAGUUUAUUUUAAAAUAUUGGGUUGACUAGGUCAGGUGGGGAGGAGUUCCCCCCGCCACGGGUACCAUGUAAUCCGAGCUACCUGCUCCAUGGUCGGAUAGUCGGCGACUAAACUGUCUCCCCCACCUGGUUUGCCAGGUGAGGAAGGGGCUGUGGACCCCCAGCAGGACCAAAAACAAGACCUGUCAAAGGGCAGAUGAGCUUCUAGCGAGCCAACGGCCAUCCACACCUCAGUAGAAGUUGCGAUCACUGUCGUACAUAGCAUUGCAAGGUAUUAUGAUAAAGCACACACACCAAAAUCCUAUACUUCCAGCGGCAGAGGUCCGCAGGAACUAGAGGACAGAGACGUGUGGUGCGUCCGUCACCGUUCCCGUCGGAAACCAGUACCACUGUGUCGCUAAUCUUUUCAACGAUGAUGAUGAUGGGUUGCUUUCUGAACAUUUAAUUAGCUAGAUUUAUUUUGUCAACUUUGACAUGGGAGUGAAUACAUUCACGUGGACCCAAUUGUGAACAAGAAAUUGAACAGUUUACUGUCUGAUUUUUGAGCAUUAUGUGGUCGCUAAGUAAGCCCACACACAUUUUAAAUGGUAAAAACAAAGCAGGAGCUAUUUAUCUCAAGUAAGUAGCUUACGUAAUGCCUUCUUGAGGUCCAUGUUGCAAGUUGAUUUGGCCUGAAGCAACAAAGUCGGUUGCUUUAUUAUUCAGAGCAAACAACCCCACCUCAUGUUUGCAAAAUAAACAGUCAAUUGCUUCUGUAAAUUCAGUAGACACUUCUGACCCAACUUCCCUCUUGAUUGCUGUUGCUUUGGCGGUCUUGGGGUUUCUAGUUGCAGCUGAAAACCCCAUAACUUGUUAUGUCGAUCCACCUUGAAACAUACAACUCAGAUUUCCAAGAUACUUGUUCAUUCCAAAACCUCGUGUUUAAGGAGUAAAUGUGAAAUUUAUCCAAUUUUUCACCAGAUGUCUGUUUUUUGUGGUUUUCUUUUAAAGUUUCUUUGAAAGACUUUGGUUGUAAAAUUUCUUGUUACUGUUAGAAGUUUUAAAAUGCACAUGCCAGUCGGUUUGGUUUGGAAGAUUUAAAAGAAUGAAUGUAAAUAUGUAAAUAGAUUGCUGAUACCUUCCUGAAACAGUGCACACAAAAUAAUGAUACAUUUUGGAGGAAACAGUGUUUGCUGGCAGUAUUUCAUAAAUACAAUUGCCGUACCUGUCAAAAUCAUUGUAGACCUGAACAUUCAGUUUGGGAUGCAAUGCAAGUUUUAGUGACAAUUUGGAUAACUUUGUCAAAUUGUUGUUUGCACAUCAAGAGGCAGGUGGUUAAUGUAAAUGUCAUCGUGUUCUGCACAGGAAACAGUGGAAUAAGGAAUGAGCCAUUUUAUUUCAGAUGGCAGGAUUCUUCAAAGCUGAUAUCAUUAUUUAUGUAGUCUUAACUUCCUGAUGGCCCCUCCAUGAAAAACUUUAUGGGUUAAGAUUCCCUUUAAAAAUCAAUAUUUAUGAAAUUUUACCACUCAUUAACUUGCAUGGAUGGAGACAAAUCUUAGUUGUAGUAAAUAAAACUUGCUUUUGCAAAGGCAACAUUUUCUUGGUUAAAUCAUUAUAAUUAAUUGAUAUUGAGAGGAAACAUGACACAAAACUUUGCAAAUAACAUUUCCAAUUGAUUAUUAAAUAGAUUGCAAAUUUUAGGCACAAAUUCCAUUUAAUAAUUGCCUUGCUGCUUGAACUUUUUACAUGAAGGAAUUUAAAAAAAGCUGGAAGGUUAUAUCCAGUCACAUGUGAUUUAAAAUCUGGCCAACCACACUUCCUGAUCUUGCUGUGUGAAUUUAUGCUGCGCAGUUGUUUGCUUUCAAAGUGAGUACUGAUCUUUCUUUCCAAACUUUAAAAAUGUGAAGUCUUAAAGUAGUUUUCUGGACAUGAGGAUGUAUUUGAAGUAACUUACUCAGGUUUUUUUUAAUAUUUUUAUAUCGGUGGUGGGGAACAGUAAUGUUUCUUCUAUGUUAAUUUAUAAUUUUAGUGAAACAUUGCAUUUUCAAAUGUUUUUCACUUGAAUAUUGCAACUGUUAAAGGUAAUGGAAGCUUGUAUUUUACUGUUUACUUUUGUUGUUUUCUGUGUUGCUUGCAAGGCCAGUAUUUAUUACCCGUCCCGAAUAGCACACGGUGAGCCACAUUCUUGUGUGUUUGCAGCCCUGAUGACAUUGAAACUCUUAAGCAUUGAUAGUCAAAAUUUAGAGCCAGUAAAAAUGAAGCAACAAAAAUGUUUUUUUUAAAGUCAGGAUGUUGUGUGACUUGGAAGAGAACUGGUAAAUAAUGAUGUUCCUGUGAGACUUGCCUGCCCUUCAUUGAAGUUAGAGAUAACAGACUUGAGAAAGGAAUAGCAUAAAUGAUUAACUGCUGCACACUUCAUGCACUGGCCCUUGAGGUGAAGUGUGAAAAGCAUAGAAAAAGGAUCUCUUAGUUUUUGCGUUUUACACAUAGAUUUUUCAUAAAAGUGAUUUAUCCCAUAUUAAAUGGGGAAUUCAGGUGAAAGAUUUGUAUGUACAAUUAAUUUUGAUACAUUGUGAGAUUGUUUUUAACCUCAGUCACACACCAAAUGAAUUCACAUUUGUCACAGGUUUUUCUUUGAGAUAAGGAAGUGGUUUGGCCAAUUGAGUGCAAGCCAGCAAUCAGAGCAUUAAUCCCAUUCUCCCAUAUAUUUUCCAGCAACCUUUGCUCGCACCCAUGCCCAUGUUAAUGUGUGAGUUAAUAUAUGAGGAAUAUUUGAUGGCUCUGGGCCUGUACUUGUUGUAGUUUAGAAGGAUGAGGAAGGACCUCAUUGAAACCUAAUAGACACUAAAAGGCCUGGAUAGAUUGUGAAUGUUUCCAAUAGUGGGGUAUUCUAGGACCAGAGGUCAUAGCCUCAGGAUAAAAGGACAUACCUUUAGAAAGGAGAUGAGUAGGAAUUUCUUUAGCCAGAGGGUGGUGAAUCUGUGGAAUUCAUUGCCACAGAUGGCUUUGGAGACCAACAAUGGUUAUUUUUAAGCUGAGAUUGACAGUUUCUUGAUUCGUAGGGGUGUCUGGGGUUAUGGGCCAAAGGCAGGAGAAUAGAAUUGAGAAGGAAAGAUAGAUCAGCCCGGAUUGAAUGGCAGAGUAGACUUGAUGGGCCAAAUGGUCUAAUUCUGCUCCUAGAAGGUAUGAACUUAUCAUUACAACCAAACCAUGCAAGAGUAAAACUCGUAGUGCAGAAAAUGAAAGAGAACAGAGUGCAGAACAUAGUGUUAGAGCUACAGAGAAAGUGCAGAUAAAAAGUGCAAGGGCUGCAACGAGGUAGAUUGGGAGAUCAGGAAUACAUCGGUAGCUUAUGAAGUCUGAUAACUGUGGGGGGGCGGGGACAGGGAAAGGGAUGGGACCUGUUGGCGAAUCUGGAGGUACUUGCUUUCAAGCUUUGUAUCUUCUGUCUUCUGGGACAGGGGAGAAGAGGCAUUGAUCACUAGCAUUCAGGUGCCACAGUAAAGCAAGGUGGCAUGCCUUAAUGACUACUGCUCGAUGGCUCUGACAUCUACCAUCACGUAAUGCUUUGGCAGAUUGAUCAGGGCGCAUAUCAUCUUCGACCUGAGACAAUCUUGGGAGGUCCACUGCAAUUUUCCUACUGCCAUAAGAGGUCCAUGGAUCUCUAUUUCCUUCUCAGGAGAUAAGACUAGCUACUAAUAUCCAUUACAAAAAAAACCUAAGUGCUGGAGAAACUCAGCAGGCCAGGCAGCAUCUCUGGAGAACAUGAAUAGGUGACGGUUCUGGUCAGAAUCCUUUUUUAAAUGGAUUGUGGUGGGUGUAGCGGGAGGGGGAGCUGGAAGAGAGGAGGGGCAGAACAAUCCAAGCGGUGGUAACUCGAUCCAGGUAGGAUCGUCUUUUUGAUAGGCCGAUGGUUGGACAUAGGCCAGAGAUGAAAAGACAAAAGAUGUAAAGGCGACCGGCGCCUACAGCUAUCAUGGUCACUUUGCCCAACCUGCCUCCUGUAAGGACUCUUCCAUUCUCUCAGUUCCUCUGUUUCCGUUGUAUUUGCUCGAAUUAUGAGUUUUUCCGACAGAUGCUAUGGAAAUGUCUUCCUUUUGCCUGAACUGUUGCUUCCUCUCUAUCGUCGUUAGCGAAGUUCUUGACAACGUCUCAAACACUUCCCAUGCCUCUGCUCUUGCACCCUCUCAUCUGGGAUAGAAUAAGCUGAGUUCUCUUGGUUGUCAUUUCCACCCCGCCAGCCACCACAUUCAACAGAUCACUCUCUGACAUACUAUAGAUGAGGCUCUCACCAUGGUCUCUUCUAUAUCCCGUGACUCUGCUCUCACUCCCAAUCCCCCCCACUCGUAACAAGGGCAGAGUCCCCCUUGUCCUCUCCUUCCACCCCACCGGCUAUCACAUACAACAAAUAAUCCUCCGACAUUUUCGCCACCUCCAACGUGAUCCCACCACUUGCCACAUCUUCCCAUCUCCUCCCCUGUCUGCUUUCCGCAGAGACCACUCCCCCCGUAACUCCAUGGUCAAUUCGUGCCUUCCCACCCGAUACAAACUGGCUAGUCAUUACAUGCAUCUGAAAAUGACCAGGGAUAAAUGCUGUAGAUGUCAGCUGCUCUACAUCGGUGAGACCAAGCGAUCGCUUCGUCGAACACCUCCGCGCGGUUCGCAAUAACCAACCUGAUCUCCUGGUGGCUUAGCACUUCAACUGCCCCUCCCAUUCCAAAUCCGACCUUUCUGUCCUGGGCCUCCUCCAUGGCCAGAGUGAGGACCACCGUAAAUUGGAGGAGCAGCAUCUCAUAUUUCGAUGGGUAGUUUGCACCUCAGCGGUAUGAACAUUGACCUCUAAUUUCAGAUAGUUCCCACUUUCUCCUCCCCUU
Molecule: messenger RNA, 8287 nt
Organism: Leucoraja erinaceus (little skate)
Lineage: Eukaryota; Metazoa; Chordata; Chondrichthyes; Rajiformes; Rajidae
Gene: amz2
Product: archaemetzincin-2
Biological process (GO): proteolysis
Molecular function (GO): metallopeptidase activity
Source: RefSeq, a predicted model, not a curated record